AUGUGCGGCAUUUUCGCUUAUAUCAACCACUUGGUGGAGAAAGAUCGCAAGCAGGUCGUUGACAUCCUCGUCAACGGUCUUGCGCGCCUUGAAUACAGAGGCUAUGACUCGGCUGGUAUCGCAAUUGACGGUGACUCCGAGAAGGAUACCGUGGUGUUCAAGCAGGUCGGCAAGGUCGCCGCCCUUCGCAAGCACAUCGAUGAGUCUCCCAUCGACCUGCACAAGAUCUCCAUCUCUCAGAUGGGUAUGGCCCACACCCGUUGGGCCACGCACGGUCAGCCAAGCCCCUUGAACUGCCACCCUCAUCGCUCCGACCCGACCAACGAAUUCACCGUCGUUCACAAUGGUAUCAUCACCAACUUCAGGGAGCUCAGGCUGGUCCUCGAGAAGCGCGGCUUCAAAUUCGAGAGCGACACAGACACCGAGUCUGUCGCCAUCCUCUGCAAGUACCUGUACGACUCGGCUCAAGGCCGCAAGCCUGACUUCACUUCGCUCAUCAAGAGCGUCAUCAAGGAGCUCGAGGGUGCUUUCUCCUUUGUCUUCAAGUCGGUCCACUUCCCCGGCGAGCUCGUCGUCGCUCGACGUGGCUCGCCUCUCCUGAUCGGUGUCAAGACCGAAAAGAAGCUCAAGGUCGACUUUGUUGAUGUCGAGCUCGGUGGUGCCGUGGAAGAGACUGGAUUCGGCGACGCGGGUCUGCUUGCUCCUCCUGGAAACGACCCUUCGGGCCCAGGCUCGCUUUCGGUGCCCAACGCCAACAACAAGCUCCUCCGCUCCCAGUCGCGCGCUUUCCUGUCCGAGGACGGCCUGCCUCAGCCCAUCGAGUACUUUAUUGCUUCCGACGCUGCUGCUGUUGUCGAGCACACCAAGCGCGUGCUCUACCUCGAGGAUGACGACGUUGCCCACAUCUCCGAGGGUGAGCUCCACAUCCACCGACUCCGCAGGAACGACGGUCUCAGCUCGAUGCGUUCCAUCGAGACGCUCGAGAUGGAGCUCGCCGAGAUCAUGAAGGGCUCCUUCGACCACUUCAUGCAGAAGGAGAUCUACGAGCAGCCAGAGUCGGUCGUCAACACGAUGCGUGGCCGAGUCGACUUUGACAAGCGCCAGGUCAAGCUCGGUGGUCUCACCGCCUUCCUCAACACCAUUCGUCGAUGCCGCAGAAUUGUCAUGACCGCCUGUGGUACCUCGUACCACUCUUGUUUGGCCACUCGUGCCAUCUUCGAAGAGUUGACCGAGAUCCCCGUCUCCGUCGAGCUUGCCUCGGACUUCUUGGACCGCAAGACGCCCAUCUUCCGCGACGACGUUUGCGUUUUUGUCUCGCAGUCCGGUGAGACCGCCGACACUAUCCUCGCGCUCCGAUACUGCUUGGAGCGCGGUGCCCUCUGCCUCGGUGUCGUCAACACCGUCGGCUCCACAAUGUCGCGCGAGACCCACUGCGGUAUCCACAUUAACGCCGGUCCCGAGAUUGGUGUCGCCUCCACCAAGGCCUACACAUCCCAAUACAUUGCCCUCAUCAUGAUGGCCGUUCAGCUUUGCGAGGACCGCAUCUCGAUGACCGAGCGGAGAAAGGCCAUCAUUGACGGCCUCCACGCCCUCCCCGACCAGAUCAAAGCCAUCCUCGCCCAGGACAAGGCGCUCCAAUCGCUCGCCCACAACACGCUCGCUAAGGAGCGCUCGUUGCUUAUCAUGGGCCGUGGUUACCAGCACGCCACCUGUCUCGAGGGUGCGCUCAAGAUCAAGGAGGUCUGCUACAUGCACUCGGAAGGUAUUCUGGCUGGUGAGCUCAAGCACGGGCCCCUCGCCCUCAUUGACGAAUCGAUGCCCGUCAUCCUCAUCAUGACCAAGGACUCGCUCUACCCCAAGGUCCAGACCGCCCUCAUGCAGGUCACAGCACGAAAGGGUCAGCCCAUCAUCAUCUGCAACGAUGAUGACCAGGAUAUCAAGGCAGGCACGAAGACGAUCCGUGUGCCACGUACCAUUGACUGUCUCCAGGGUCUCUUGACCGUCAUCCCUCUCCAGCUGCUCUCGUACCACCUUGCCACCGCCGCCGGCGUCGACGUCGACUUCCCGCGCAACCUCGCCAAGUCGGUCACGGUUGAGUAA
Messenger RNA from Sporisorium graminicola, 2100 nucleotides. RefSeq lists its product as uncharacterized. The coding region runs from base 1 to 2100 and encodes 699 amino acids. Gene Ontology annotation, molecular function: L-glutamine:D-fructose-6-phosphate transaminase (isomerizing) activity; carbohydrate derivative binding. The transcript has 2 exons. The record is from RefSeq and is a predicted model, not a curated record. NCBI's taxonomy places the organism in Eukaryota, Fungi, Basidiomycota, Ustilaginomycetes, Ustilaginales, Ustilaginaceae. Gene Ontology annotation, biological process: protein N-linked glycosylation; fructose 6-phosphate metabolic process; UDP-N-acetylglucosamine metabolic process.